Messenger RNA from Ambispora leptoticha, 3470 nucleotides. The record is from the annotation of a GenBank genome assembly. Lineage: Eukaryota; Fungi; Glomeromycota; Glomeromycetes; Archaeosporales; Ambisporaceae.
AUGAGUAAACUGAACGUAUUAAUUGUGCUGCUAGCAGUGUUUGUGUUGGCGAUAUCUCCCAUUUUCACAAGUGGCACAUUGGUACCUUUUGAUUCAUGCGCGAGUUCUGAUGCGACAUAUAAUGUCUCGAAAGUGGACUCUGUGUUUGAUCCGUCGUCGAAUACUUUGAAUUUUACUAUAACGGGAUAUUCGUCAACAAAAAUAGCUGGGUAUAAUUCACAGUUUAAUGCAACUGCGUUUAUCACCACUAGCGUGUUGAAUACAAAGAUAAAUAAUAUUAAAGAGAAUUUAUGUGCUUCCAUCGAUGGUAAUUGUCCUUUUGGUCCAGGUCUUGUUGUCAUUAGAAAGUCUAUCCAACUUGGCCAACAAAUACCACUAUCAACGUUGACCACAACUUUCAAAGCCUUAGAUGAAAACAUAGGACAAGUGACGUGCCUAACAUUUGAUAUUAGUCCACAAUAUCAAUAUUUCCGGCCUAUUUUCACUUAUAUACCAGUAUCAAUUACUGCAUUCACUUUAUUCGUGAAUGUUCUUGCCAGUUUUUUCAAUCCAACAAAAUUCUCCACGAAUAUUUUCGAAAUCUCCAGUUAUUAUGGACUAGAUCCACAAGGGUAUCGAUUGAGAGCUCCGUCGGUAUUUGAUGUGAUAUUUUAUACGCAAUUUGCCGUCUCAACAGCUGAAUUAGGAUUGAAUUAUCCCGGUUAUUAUCAACCUUUUAUGAGUCAUUUUGGAUGGGCGAGUCUUGUAUUUAAUCAUUCAACUUUAAUCAACUUUUCUAAUGGUGCCAGACCAUUUCUCGAUGACAAUGCUGAACCAAUGUUUGUCGAUGAUGCUUUAUUGUCUAAUGCAACAAAUAACCUCACGGCAACUCCAACUCCAAAGAAUCAGAAAAGAAAUAUGAUUUUUCAUGAUAUUAAAAAAAGACAAGGAAACCCUCAAUGUUCUUCUUCGAAUCCUUGUCCUUCUGGCCAAUGUUGUAGUCCGGCUGGCUUUUGUGGAACAGGACCUUCAUAUUGUGAUAAUACGGUAACAACAGUUACGUCAACUAGAACAUAUUUGCCCACCGCAACAGAUAGCACAUCACCAUCUGCUACAUAUCUUCCCGAUAAUUUUAAAGUUUAUGAUAAUACUUCUUCAAUAAUGGAAAAAUUUAAGGGAAUGGGAAAUUAUGCGGUAAUGGUUGGCAUUGCACCUCAAGAUAUUUUCCUGGAGACUAUAAUACUUGCAUUGAUUAUUAUUGCCAUAGUGGCAUUAAUAUCUGCAAUUAUAUGGGGCAUAUGGGGAUUAAUGAAAAAUAAAUCUCAAAAUAAACCGCUUGGUAGUUCAGAUCAAGAUCAAGGAUUGUCGUUUCUACUAGGAAAUAUGCUACGAUUCUUUCUUCUAUUCUAUUUCCCAAUGUUAUCGACUGCAUUCUAUCAACUUAUCAUCUACCAAUAUGUUCCGUGGUAUGCUAUAGCGAUAGCAGCGGUGGUCAUUAUCGCAUGUGUCGUCGUGCCAAUUGUCGUCACGGUCCUUAUAUAUCGAGUAUCACCACCCGUGUAUCUGCUGAAUGACCUGUCAUAUCGACUGAAAUACGGACCACUUUAUAACACCCUUAAAGAACGUGGGCCAAUGUUUUUCAUAAUCUUUUUAAUUUAUAAUUUCAUACGUGGUGUGAUAGUUGGUGCUGGACAAGAAAGUGGACUUACACAAGCGGUUGUAUUAAUGAUCCUUGAACUUACACUAGUAAUAAUUUUGAUUUCAAGGCUUCCCUUCUUGGAAGGAACUCGAAACAAUCAAAUUAAUGUCAUACUUGGGAUUAUUCGAACAUUUAUCUCGGGAUUCUUGUUGCUCUUUAUCGGUUCGUUGGGUAUUAGUGGAGUGAGUCAACAAAUUGUCGGGUAUAUCAUUAUAUUCUUUCAUGGUCUCGCGUAUACCAUCUUCACUUUAUAUACGAUGAAAAAUUUGUUUGGGUUGAUAUUCCGAUGGUGUGGGUUUGAUGGUAAUUCAUUAAGCGACAGCAAUGAUAACAAUAGAAGUAGUACAUUACGAGGUAGUAUCGGAGCAGCAGGAGGAAUAAGAGAAUUAAAAUCAAGGAUGGGAUUUUAUAAUAAUAGCAAUUAUUAUUCUGAACGUGAUAAUGGAAAUGGACCCAAUAAAGAAUCAAUAAAUGGUGGAUCAAUAUUGAAGGCCUAUCGCGGAUCAUACAUGCCACCUGCAACAACUGGUGGUACCGGAGCUGCAAGACUUGAUAGUUUCCCAAGUGUAAAUGAUGAUUAUGAAAAUUAUACCGAUGAAAGCAGCGGAACACCAACAGGGACAUCUUACGCUGAUCCAAAUCUGCUAAUAUCAGCUUAUCCAGGUGGGGGAGAUCAAUAUCGGCAACCGCCAUCACGAACAACAGUAAUUCGAAAUGUAAAUACUGCAAGAGCUCAAGGAAGUAUUGGUUCUUCAUUAGGAUUCGAAGAAAGAGGAUACACAUCAUCAGAUCCUAAUAUUUCAUUAGCAUAUCGUGAUGCAACAAAUCCAUACCUAAAUAAUAUGAAUAGUGAUCCAAUUCAAGCACCUUCAACAGAUACACGAAAUCAACCAGGGAAUCAAAACAGCAAUGACGAUGAUCUUUUCCAUGCAAGAAAUGAUUCCGCUGGUUCGGGUCAACUCGGUGGGCCAAGUACUAAUAAUACUAGCAUUAAUAGUAGUAAUUAUGAUCAAUUAAGAGCAGGAAUGACACCGUCGCCAGCGGAACCACCACAAAGAUUUCUGGGUAACAUACCAGAAACUAGGCUUGCAAGUGAUGAAUCAUCGAACAAUCUUGGAGGAUUCUUAUUUUCUGGUGUGAGAAAACUAUUUAAAAAGAAUAAAAAGAAGAAAGGACCAAAAGAUACACCCUCUUUCUGGGUAAAAAGAACAGGAACUGCCAGAACUACUGCUUCAAUAACGGACAGUGAACUGGAAAGAGCGGUGCAGGCAACACAAGGGCGUGGUAAAUUAAUAGUGUUAAAUCCAGAUCCAGCUGGACACAGCGAAUUUGGUGAUAGUGUUGUCGAUCUUACUACCAGUUCCAUGGUAGGAGGAGCUACUAGCGGUGAUGGUGGAAAUGCAAGUAAUAUUAUAAAUCCCGUUGCCACCACCACAACUAAUACCAAUAAUAUCAAUGAUCAAAUAACGACCACAUCAACAUCACUAUCAGAAUCGAGAAAUCUGACUGGAUUUGGGGCUGGUAACAUUUCAUCAUCGUUAACACCACUUCAAAUACAACAAAUAUCACAGCAACGAAUAAGCGAAGAAGAUGAAGAAUCGAAAAGUAGUGUUUACUCGAUAUUUGAAGGAAGUGAAAAUGGUAGCGAUAAAUUUGCGAAGCAGUUAGCUCGCGAUUCAACAACAGAUAUUGAAGAAUCUGGUGGCGUUGAUGGUGGUAGUAUUGAAGGCAAUGAUGACGGUGGAAGUAGUCCGAUGGAUUUAGUAUUGCGGAAACUUAGGGACUCGAAGGA